AUGUCAAUACUUACAGUCCUUAAAAAGGUGGAUCUUUUGACAGUCGAUUCUGGCCCUCCUCUAUUCGGUUUUGCGAUUGAGAUUUUUUCUCUUCCAUCAACUUUUAUUCUAAGUUCUUUCAGCUACAAUUCUUUAACUCUUCUAUUUCUAUUGUAUAUAGCCAUUACCACCUUUCUAUUCUUUCUUCCCUCCUUUCUAUUCUUUCCUUCCCUCCUUUCUGUUAUUUCCUUCCCUCCUUUCUCAUCGUCUUUCUUCCUUCUCAUCGUCUUCCCUCUUUCCUACAGUUACAUUCAUGUUAUGCUCCACUCCUUCACAUCCAAACGUGCCAACUUCUACCCCACAGACGCCUUUGACUUGAAUUCUCCAUGUUACUGGCGUCUAAUGAUUUUGCAGCCUGCUAGGUCACGUGCCCCAGUUUCAUCUUCCAUCUCAACCACCAUCAUCAACACAAGCGCAGUGUGCAGGUCACUUAUUUUCCUAUCCAUGUCCAAACCGUUCCAGGGCCUAACGUUCUGCUGCACCGGCAUCCAGUCGUCCCAGCGUCACGAAGUGGCUGACAAGAUCGUGGCGUUGGGUGGAACCCACUACACAGAUCUCAUGAGUCUGGUAACGUAUUUGGUAGUCGGGUCUCGCAACACAGAAAAGUACCGUUACUCGGUGCGUUACCGCCACGACGUGACAUUUCUCUCUGUCUCCACCAUUCUUGAUGCCCACGCUCGCUGGACAGCCGGAGACGACGUUUCGGCGGCUUUGCUUCGCGUGCAGCUACCUCUCUUUUCUUCCUUUGUCGUAUGCGUGGCUCGCGUGGACCGGCCGUCCUCUGAAGAAGUGCUGCGCUUGUUUGGUGAGCGGUUCCGCACGCCGCCCCGCGACGCAAUCCCUCCACAUGCCUUGAAAGACGCGUUCCUGGCGCAAGACAUUGUUCUGGUUUUGGCCCACCAUGGCGCCAAGGUCAGCUCCACACUAACGCCCGCGUGCAAUGUGAUUGUGGGCACAGACGCGGCCGGUCGCCGCUUCACCAUGGCGCAGCAAUGGGGGAUCCCGGCAGUACACCCUCUUUGGAUCUACGAUUCGUGUUUGCGCGGGGCUGCACUCGAUCUCGAUGACUACAGAGUCAGCACGAGUGGCACCAACCUCUACAACAACGCCUCUUUUGUGUGGAAAAAGCUAUAUGCUUUGCGUGUGCAGCGGGCUGCACAAACCGCACCGGACGAUGAGCCUCAGAGAAUCGAUAAGACUGCUCUUAAAAAGUCCUCGCAUAUUUGGUCUUCCAUCAUGGACCGCACGCGAUCGCACACAGCGCGUCUUGUGCGUGACAGCACCUGGGACGAUGCCUCCGAAGAUGAAGAAGAGACUCCGGUUUUGUUGAACUCAUCAAAGACCAAAGCUGGAACACUGUCAAGCGCUACGAUAAAGGAGGCAGCUACAAGCACACUUUUUCUUGGACUCAAAUUUCUUGCCGUUGGGUUUUCCAUUCCACAACAGAAGGUACUUCAGCGUGUAGUGGACUCGCACCAAGGUGAGAUUGCUGAAGGCGCAGAUGAUGAAACUAUUACUCACAUACUUCUCUUGGUACGCAAUGGCCCACAGGCAAACUUAAUGCUUCUGAUGCUCCCUAGCGCCAUGAAGCGACGCAUUAACUCCAAAGAAGUAGCGGUGGUGACGGAUUGGUUUAUUGAACGCAGUAUUUUCUACAACAGAAUCUGUCUUGAUUCUUGGUGCAAGCCGCUUCAGGGAUUAGUGCCUCUGGCCACGCGUUACAAAGUUUGCAUUUCAGGUUUUACAGGUGUUGAACUUCUUCAUAUUGAAAAGCUAAUCGGCUACCUCAACCUUGAGUUUUGCGAUGUUCUCAAUGCUAACCGCGAUCUCCUUAUCAUUAAUAUCAACUUGUUCAAACCAGCAUUCAUUAAGAACAGUCCAAAGCUUUUUGAGUACAAACAUAAAGAUAUUUUGCAUUGUCCCGUCUAUCAAAAUGGCGAUGACUCGAAGUCUGUAUCUAUGAUCUCAGCCAAGAAUAAGAUCAGUGCAGCAAAAAAAUGGGGCAUUCCAAUCGUUUCGGUUGCGUACCUCUGGGAGAUGAUUGAACGGCUGACAAACAAAGCCAAUCUUCAGGUGCCUGACAUUUUAGAUUUAUCGUGGUGCAUAUUCGCCCCACAAACUAUGGCACGUCCUACUACGUUGUUGGACUAUGUUCGCAAAAUGAGCAAUAAUUUUCUGACACAAACGCCUUCCGAAGGAACUGAAGAGAUGCAAGUUCAAUUACCUUCACCACGGAAGGCAAAGAACAAACUCAAGUAUGGUCGCUUGGCCGGAGGUGGGGAAUCAUUGACCGAGAAGUUAAAGAAAGCUCGCGAGGACAACGAAGAUACACUACAGAAAGGACCCGAUGAUACCCAUGACAGCGAUGACAUGCCAACGCAGGUGGGUUACGAAAACCAGGAUUCACUUCAUGAUAAACAAGAGUUGAUGAGGAAACUCGAAGGGCCGGAGCGUGCAACCAAAAGAAGACGCAAGGUUACGUAA
This is a messenger RNA of Clavispora lusitaniae ATCC 42720, 2523 nucleotides long. RefSeq names its product protein kinase activating protein. NCBI's taxonomy places the organism in Eukaryota, Fungi, Ascomycota, Pichiomycetes, Serinales, Metschnikowiaceae. Gene Ontology annotation, biological process: DNA replication initiation; mitotic G2 DNA damage checkpoint signaling; mitotic DNA replication checkpoint signaling. The record is from RefSeq and is a predicted model, not a curated record.